Messenger RNA from Tetranychus urticae (two-spotted spider mite), 1717 nucleotides. RefSeq names its product peroxisomal membrane protein PMP34-like. Gene Ontology annotation, cellular component: peroxisomal membrane. The record is from RefSeq and is a predicted model, not a curated record. Gene Ontology annotation, molecular function: FMN transmembrane transporter activity; coenzyme A transmembrane transporter activity; AMP transmembrane transporter activity. Lineage: Eukaryota; Metazoa; Arthropoda; Arachnida; Trombidiformes; Tetranychidae. Gene Ontology annotation, biological process: transmembrane transport.
AGAAAAACAGGUUUAGAAAUCGAAAUUAAAAGAUCCAAAACUGUAAAUAAAGAAGUUUUGAGCUGCAAAAUGGAAACAUGAAAGUCCAUCAUUCAUGGAAGUCAGAUGUAAAAAUUCCACUGGACUUCUAUUGAGGGUACAAUGCAUCUAAUAGAUUCAAAAUGUUCAGUAAAUUGAUUAUGUGGUUUGAUUUUAUUCACUAAACUUAAAGAGAAGUAGGAAAAAUCGUUAAUAUUUACUCCAAUAAUCUUUCCACUCAAUGAGCAUCAGUUUUCUCAUUCACUUUGCUUCUUGUUGACGUUACCAUCAUCUUGCUCUUGACUCUUUCCAUUUUAGUGUACCUUUGUUGUGUUUUCAAAAAUCUUUUUAUCAAUCGUGUUCAAUUUUUAGCAAGAUAUUUGGAUUAUUAAUCAACCAUGGGUAAAGCAACAAUUGGUUGGGACAAUUUAUUUACCUAUGACAGUUUGGUUCAUGCUAUGGCUGGAUCGGCUGGUGGUGUUACAGCUAUGACUACCUUUUACCCUUUGGAUAUUGUGAGAUCUAGACUUCAAGUUGAUGAUUUAGCCAAAGGAAAGAAUACUUGGGCUUUGAUUAAGGAAAUUCUUGACUCUGAAGGACUGGAAGGAUUGUACAGAGGAUUGGAACCAGUGCUUAUAUCUUUGUGUGCCUCUAAUUUUGUUUAUUUUUAUUCAUUCCAUGGAUUACGAGCUAUGUUUAAAAAUAGUGAACCUUCUGCUUUGCGUGAUUUAUUCCUUGGUUCAAUCGCUGGGACAUUCAAUGUGCUCUUAACAACACCAUUAUGGGUUGUCAAUAUGAGAAUGAAGAUGCAAGGUGCAAAGCUAAAGAAUGGCGGGGAAAUGACAAGAAAUGCUCCAAGGUACAAGAAUAUUUUCCAUGGAAUCUAUAAGAUUGCUUCGACUGAAGGUGUCCCGGCUUUGUGGGCUGGUGCAAUUCCAUCUCUUGUUUUGGUAACAAAUCCGGCAAUUCAAUUCAUGAUUUACGAAAAUUUAAAACGUCGGACUCAAUUAUGGACUGGAAAGGAGCAGAUUAAAGGUUCAAACGCUCUUCUUCUUGGGGCAAUAUCCAAAAGUUUAAGCACUGUUCUUACAUACCCACUACAACUUGUCCAAUCUAAAUUAAGAUAUGGUAGUGAAGACGUUAAGAACAAGAAUAUGAUGCAAGUUAUUCGCAUGAUUUUACGGCGAAAUGGUCCUGGAGGUCUUUACAAAGGAAUGGAAGCCAAGCUGUACCAAACAGUGCUUGCAACUGCAUUAAUGUUUUUCACCUAUGAAAAGAUUGCUGCCUUUGUAUUCACCAUAAUGAAAGGUUCAAGAAAAAUGAAAAAAUGAAAUUUCUGUGGCAACUAUGGACAGUUUUCUUUAAUCAAUUGGCAUGCCUCGAAAAGCCGGAUUGGCCAGUUUUCCGUAUAAUUGAAUAGCAUCUACAAGAAUCAAGUCACAAAUUGAGAAAAAAUUACACACCAUUUAUUGAUUUAACGAGAAUCAAAGAUACUCCUUUUGUAUAUUACAGUUGUGAUAACGAUAUUUUUUACCACUACAAUUUUUUGUUGUCCUUUUUAAUGCACCACAAUGGUUUGCAUAAAUGAUAUUUCACUUAAUAUAUCAACGCAACUUAUUUAGAUAUUUCACUUUUAGUGAUUAAUUACUUAACAUUUAUGGGAUUAAAGUGAGAUAUUCAAACGAUGUCAUUUACUCAA